This is a messenger RNA of Gasterosteus aculeatus aculeatus (three-spined stickleback), 4507 nucleotides long. RefSeq names its product v-ets avian erythroblastosis virus E26 oncogene homolog 1 (gene ets1). Lineage: Eukaryota; Metazoa; Chordata; Actinopteri; Perciformes; Gasterosteidae. The record is from RefSeq and is a predicted model, not a curated record. Gene Ontology annotation, biological process: cell differentiation; regulation of transcription by RNA polymerase II. Gene Ontology annotation, cellular component: nucleus. Gene Ontology annotation, molecular function: sequence-specific DNA binding; DNA-binding transcription factor activity, RNA polymerase II-specific.
GGCACGCGCUCUCACGUGCACACCUGCUCCUGGGCUGCGCGUCGCGUCCCGCGCUCCCCCAGGGAGGAGAAGAUUGAGGGAGGGACCAGAAGUGUGCAUAAUAUUCCUUCCUCCGUGGGACUGGCUGCGAGCAGGUACAGCAUCUCCACCGCAGUCCGCCGCUCAGCCUCCAGCUCACAGGAAACUUCUCGCAACGCAGUCGUGCAUACCACACACACACACACACACACACUUGCACACAGAGUGUAAACAGCUCGCUACAGGUCGCUUCACCCUUCGCCCCCGUCUGUCUGCCGCGUUGAUCCCUUCAGCAGGCCCCGCUUCUCCUGUCCGCAGCGUCCGCGAUGAGUUACUACAUGGAUCCUGUUUCUUCUGGUCCGGCUCUUCACCCCUGCGACCGCCUGGGCGCAAUGCGGCAUGGCGGAGGGGCAGCGUUGGGACCUCCGAACCACCACCCGGCCGUGGUUCACCCUCAGCAGCAGUUCUUCCCGUCACAGCCCCUUUACGUCCAGGACCGACCCCUGCAGGAGGUGCCCAACGGACAUGACCUGUGCCCCGCAGAUCCAGAGUGUGGCGACGUCCCCCUGCUGACUCCAGGAAGUAAAGAGAUGAUGUCCCAGGCUCUGAAGGCCACCUUCAGUGGCUUCACGAAGGAGCAGCAGCGGCUGGGUAUUCCCAAAGAUCCCAGACAGUGGACAGAAAACCACGUGGCCGCGUGGUUAACGUGGACCGUGAACGAGUUCAGUCUGAAAAUUGUCGACUUUGACAAGUUCUGCAUGAACGGAGCCAGCCUGUGUGCGAUGGGGAAGGAGCGCUUCCUGGACUUAGCACCUGACUUUGUGGGUGACAUCCUUUGGGAACAUCUAGAAAUGCUCCAGAAAGAGGAUGCAAAGCAUUACCCCAUCAAUGGACUGACCUCCAACUUCCAGGAAUCCCGUUAUACCUCAGACUACUUUGUCAGCUACGGUGUUGAGCAUGCUCAAUGUGUCCCUCCUUCUGAAUACUCAGAGCCCGGCUUCAUCACAGAGUCCUACCAGACGCUGCAUCCCAUCAGCUCGGAGGAACUGCUGACGCUCAAGUACGAGAGCGAAUACCCCGCUGUCAUCCUGCGGGACACGCCCCUCAACCCGCUGCAGGGGGACUACUUCACCGUCAAGCAGGAGGUGGUGUCCCCCGACAACAUGUGUGUGGGACGUCUCAGCAGAGGUAAGCUCGGUGGCCAGGACUCCUUCGAGAGCAUCGAGAGCUUCGAGAGCUGUGACCGAUUGACCCAGUCAUGGAGCAGCCAGUCCUCCUUCAGCAGCCUGCAGCGGGUACCUUCGUACGACAGCUUCGACUCGGAAGACUACCCCACUGCCCUGCACAGCCACAAGCCCAAGGGCACUUUCAAAGACUAUGUGAGGGAGCGCUCAGACCUCAGCAAGGACAAACCCGUCAUCCCAGCGGCAGCGCUGGCAGGAUACACAGGCAGCGGCCCCAUCCAGCUGUGGCAGUUUCUCCUGGAGCUCCUGACCGACAAGUCUUGCCAGUCCUUCAUCAGCUGGACAGGGGACGGCUGGGAGUUCAAGCUUUCUGACCCAGAUGAGGUCGCUCGGAGGUGGGGCAAGAGGAAAAACAAACCCAAGAUGAACUAUGAGAAGCUGAGCCGCGGCCUGCGCUACUACUACGACAAGAACAUCAUCCACAAGACGUCGGGGAAACGCUACGUCUACCGCUUUGUGUGUGACUUAAAAAGCCUGCUGGGGUACACGCCCGAGGAGCUGCACGCAAUGCUGGACGUAAAGCCCGACACGGACGAGUGAAGGCAAAGACAAAAGUUUUAGGAGACAUGAGGACUGGGGCUCAUAAAGUGGUCUUAACUAUUUCGAUAGUCGGUAAACCGUUUUUUUUUUUUGGUUUUGUUUUGAAGGGCAGAAAUGUUUUUAAUGACCGACCGUGGUCUUUGUCAACUUCAAGCUCCUGUCUCUGUUUCUGACCAUGUUUUAAAGAAGGCACAAAAUGUGCAUGCGUGUGUGCGUGCGUGUGCGUGCGUGCGUGCGUGUGUGUGUGUGUGUGUGUGUGUGUGUGUGUGUGUGUGUGAGUGAGCGUGCCGUACGCGUGGUCCUGUACCUGUAUUAUUUAGCAGCUCGAGGCAGACGGAGCACUCUUGGGUAGAGUUCAGGUUCCGUUCUGCCUAAGUAGCACAGCGGGGUGACAAACAGACCAAGACAGAAAGUAAUAUACGUUUCUUUGAUUGGGUAGAGUGAGGGGGCGUUGGGGGGGGGGGGGGGGUUCCCACAAAGAGGAAUAGGAGGGGAAAAAAAAAACAGUUUUCAAAAGAAUGAAAAAAAAACAACCUUUAAAAGUGUCUCACGUUGGCAAAGAGGCAGUUCAGCUCGGACCAAAAAGUGUUGUGUUUAACCUGUUGUUUGAGGGGCGCGUGCUCGCCCCAGUGUUCUGUUGUUGAUGGUCGAUGUGGAGAAACCCACCGGGGGCUUAUUGGAGUAUUUCUUCUCGUGUUGUCGAGGCCAGUAUUUCAGUGAAAACUGACCCUUAGAUGCCACGUUCAUCUGUCUGGUUCUCCAGGAGCCUUUCAACAGAAAUGUGCUGAUUUGUGAUCAACACUAGAGACGCUGCCCCCCCCCGCGCGCUUUGAGGACGUGGGGACGUUACUCAUAGCGAGAGCUUUCAAUAGACAGACAACUGAAAGUAGCCGUUGCGUUUGCAACUGACGCAUUCACCUUUUUUACUUACGUGGCUGCCACCUUGUUAGAGACACAUAUUGUGAAACUUGUGCUUUUUCUGCGUAUACCACCAGUAUUAGACAACGGUAGACACCUGUGUGGGGGAGUUCAGGAGCCUUCGGUAAGAGGAGUCGUUCUAUGUGCAGAUCGGAUGCAUCAUUUGUCGGUUCACUGUCCGUGUGAGUGUUGCCUCGUGUGACGCGUUUUGGUUUUAGGACGUCAGGUUUUUCUGUUUAGUUUUGUUUCCCAUGCAGUACGUUUUGGCCAUGAGGACGCAGCUGCAGGAUAGUGUGGGGGUGCAGUGUAGGAAACAAAGGGACGCCCAAUAGAAAAGAUGGAACCCGAAGUGUUGCAAGAUGGGAAGGUGACUGAAAGGAAGCCAUGGUGACUAAAGAUGAUGAUAGUGAUGGUGAUUAGUUGUGAGGGCUGAUGGAGAAAGGCUGACAUGCAUGCAUGGAAGUUUGCAUCACAUGGGUUAUUUAGGACCAGUGGCAGACAUUUGUAUUUGUAUUUUGGGUGUUUGGCGAAAUGCAGUUCAAAGAAGCUCCUGUAUUAUUCCACCCGUACCUGUGCAGACAUGCAGAAAGCUUCACUGGAUACUUUUGACCAAACUGGCAGCAGUUUCCUUUCAACAGUGGGAACAGUGGCUGCACAACCGGCCUUAUGGGAAAUGCCAAAGUGGAAUAUCAUCUUGGAAUACAAUGUUAUUGUUUACAGUGGCUGAAUGUUACCCAUAGGGAUGAAAAUAGCUUUUGAGAUGUCUAUUUGUACAGAUUGUAUUUCAUAAUGCUUUUAUGAAACCCAGAUUACACAAAUAAGCAAGAGACAAAGCAGGAAUAAUAACCAGAGCCCUUGUGAGGUCUUUGGCCGCGUUGCUUAGUGCGUCGUCCACAAUGUCAGAAGUCGGGGACCAAAAUUUUGACUGAUAACGGAUCUUUAGUUUUAUCUUUGGUUUUGGAAAACACAAAGUAGGACAAAGAGCAGUGACUCACAAACCCUCACCCAUGUUCGCCAUGUGACUCAACGCAGUAGACAAAUUGGUAAUAAGCUGCACAGUAGUUUCCUUCUCUGCAUGUCGAGGUUCCAAAGCACUGUUGUCUUUGUUUGGAUCAGGUUAUUUUUCUCAGUGUCUCAUAUUACAGAACUUUACAUACUGUUUCGCCCCGAAUUUUUUAAAUUUGUAUUUAUUUCUUUCCUCCCACACAAGUUCGUAUUAUCUGUAUGGUUAGCAUCACGGGAUUAAUGUGCUAAAAGAAAACAUUCUGUUCCCUUAAAUGUAAGUAUUUUAACAUUUAUUUGUCAGGAAAAUAUGUCACAGAUUACAUUCUACUGCAGGUCUUAAUGAACCUUAGUCAGGCAGGUGUACACACAACAAUAGUUUGACAUAUCUCAGAAUGGAUUCAGAAGGAAAACCGUUUUUGAUGUUUUUUUUGUUUGUUUUUUUGUAUAUUUUAUAGUGUCUCUGUAUUUUUGUUAUGAGAUCAUUUUUAUUGUAUUUAGUUCACAAACAUUUGAAUAUUUUUCAAUAAUUUAUAUUUUAUAAAAGACAAGAGAUGCAGACAGCUGGUGCUUUCAUGGGAAAAUAUAAAUGUAGUGCAGGACAAAAUAAUGUAGCGAUUUCUUUUUGUUUUGUAUUCUUUUUUUAUAUAGAAAAGAGACCUGUCUGCUAGAGAAACAAGGCUGAUGCUGGCCCAUCAAUGAUUUCUGCUGGAAAGGUUUUAUAAACUGUAGCUUCUAUUUCUAAAAUGUACUUCAAAAUGUUAUAAAAUAUAUGUGAACAAAGA